This is a messenger RNA of Dreissena polymorpha, 4050 nucleotides long. RefSeq lists its product as uncharacterized. Bases 257 to 1399 code for a protein of 380 amino acids. The transcript is spliced from 9 exons. Lineage: Eukaryota; Metazoa; Mollusca; Bivalvia; Myida; Dreissenidae. The record is from RefSeq and is a predicted model, not a curated record.
GGGGGGGGGGGGGGGUACUCGAUCAUCUACUGCAGUGCGUCUGCAUAGAGUUCUGUGUUGAUGCAAUUAUAAUUUCCAAAUAAUUUGCAGAUAUAACUUAUAUGGAACAUCACAGUGUCAACAGAAGUCAGAAACUGGAAUACUGUAUCUCAUUCUGCAUGAAGCUCAAGAAUUCUACACCUGAAAUAAAACAUGAACCCAACGCUAAUUCCUGUUGAUGUAGCAGAACCAAAAGACCUGAAAGUAUAGAUGGUUAAUGGAUGAUGUUCCUUAUGAAAGUACUAGAGACCGUUCGCACUGGGCCGGUCCUAACAGUCAGUCUUCGUUUGUGGUGAACAUCCGGGUACGCUGCUGGGCCGCGCUUGCGCUUCCACCUCCGUGCUUCAAUCAGUCGAACAUAUACAUGCAAGCCAAGUCAUCUAACAUUGACAACACGUUUGUGGAGCUGCAUCAUGGUCUAUCAAAGUACCCGGAUUUAGUGAAGGUGCGUGCAAGGCUGAUUGACAGUUUGGACAAGAACUGGUACACGGACGCACAGGCUGACUAUUGUCAUACAGGUACGUCGCUAUGGCAUCGCAUAGUGCCAAAAAACGAUCCAACUGGCGGGUUCGGUUAUAGCAAUGCCUCAAUCAGGAUAUGGACUUCUAGAGCAAGUAUACUCUACAAGCGAGAAGAUGGGUGGGGUUCUCGUAACGUUCUAGGGUACGCAUAUGAGGGCGACGUUGAGGUCAUUGCUUGGUGUGACGUAGCUUCUCCACGGGUCUUUAGUGGUACUACAAACAUAGGCCCAAAUGCCGUCAACGAGACAUUGGAACUCACAUUGCCGGGAGAGAGAGUGCUAGUGGAAGAUGUUCUCGUGCACGCAAUGAUGAAAGUACAAGAUGGCAAUAAUGAAGGCUUCAUGUUUGAAACGAUUGGUAGCGCCAUGACUAACACCAUGUUCCAUGGAACCCCGUGCAUGUACGGUGGGGUCAUCGUCGCCUUCGACGGGAGUGUCGUGCGAAUUUGGCGCCCUGAUAAUGUAAAUGGAUCUGCUGUGUGUAUUCCGGACACCAUGGGGGACGGGAGGUACAGCCAGGCGGCUUUCGGUGGGAAGUUGACUGUUGUUGUGUACGUGAUUGGAAUUGCAGACGAAAACGUUUAUGUACCAUCGAUAUAUAUGUGCAACCACUUUCAAAGAAACUCGACCAACACCGGAUACAACUCUUCUGCAAUUGCGACAACUAAUGCUACUUCAUUGCUAGCAUGUAACACCGACUGUCGCACGCACUACGCAUGCGCACUGUACACAUUCAACAUGGCUCUCGGAUGCAGAAUGUACAACGAUACUGACUGGAAUCUGGUGUAUGCAGAACCCAAUACAGAGCUGUGGACACUUCAGCGGAGACAAUAUUGCUAACACAUGUAUUUUUAAACUUUUUUUUAAAGAUCCAACCCAUUUUUAGCAGAACAUACGGGUUUAUAGAAUGUACGUACCCUAUGCUACAUCGCGAUCGAAAGAACAUACCAUUUUUGUGCCAACUAGCGCAAGUAGUACAAUUCUGUUAUAAUGAAAAAUCCUUAUUUAAAUACAGAAGUUUGUGAUCUAGUGGUUUAAUUGGCUGCGUAAAGUGUUAUUCUUUUGGCAGUUAUUCAAAAUAAAGUACUGUUUAUGUAUUGACAAUACCAACACACAAGUUAAUGAAAUAUCAAGCACGAAUAGUUCGUCCAAAUGAAUACAAUGUUCUACAAAACAAUGUAUACGCUAAUACAGCUCUCUUUUCGUUUUUUAUGUUUGGGGGGAACAUAUAGUCGCCGCUUCGUCUGUCCGUCCGUGUGUCCGUCCGUGCACAAUUUUUGUCCGGGCUAUUUCUUAGAAACUAAUGACCGGAAUUCAAUGAAACUUUAUGGGAAGCUUCACUACCAUGAUGAGAUGUGCAUAUUAUCAGCAAGUUCUGGUCGGAUGAUUUUUCACAGAGUUAUGGCCCUUUGAAAUUUUCUAUAAAAAAAUUAUUGUCCCCCCAACUACUGUGCCCUCAAGACGUUUCCUUUUAUCUGAAUAUAUAGUGCAAUAUUGUGACAAAAACACUUUGGGGAGCAUCACCCGUCUCCGACGGUUUCUUGUUUACAUUAGUGAAUUCGUAAGUGUUUUAGCAGAUACUAAGCUUCAGCAGUUAAAGUAAGUAGUGAUUUUACAUUGCGAACUAAGUUCGCAAAUGAUAAAUAGAGAAUUACCUCGACGUCCCCAAUUUUAACGACAUAAUGAAACAAAAAUCACUAAACAUUGCAGUUUGGGCCGGAAAGAAUAUGACUUUUGUCGUUUGACGUGUUAAUAAUGACGUCAUGAGCACGCGAGCUAAAUAUUUGUAAAAAAAUGUUUUGUUUGCUGUUUGUGUAGCAUACUGUGUUUAAAAUAUAUUACAUCUUGGUAUCAAAUUGUUUGUUUUGUGGGAUCUGAUUCGAUUUUACUAAAAAUGAUUACUUUUUAGUUGAUUCUGAGUUAUAUGACCAUCCUCCAUAUAUGACUGAUAUAAGAACUUCUGGUUGACCAUGAUAUAAAAAAAAUAUAUCAGGCAACGUUAUAUCAGGCAUAUAUCAAUGCGGUGGUACGAUAAAGUAGUGUACAUGCUUCUACCACACAUAAUAUAAGCAAUAUUUUAGUGUAGUUUAAGACAUUGUUAUGAAAUUAUAGGUAGUACUUAUGUGGCAUAAAUCACAAUAACAUAUACCUAUUUUUGUUUGUCUAUGCAUAUUUGCAUCUGAAUAUGAAAAAACAACAACUAUUUGCUUACUACAAUUUAUUCAUACUUUAAAUAUGUAUACAUCCUGGAAAAUGUCUUUAUUUUGAAAAUAUACUUAGUAUUGCUUUUUAUGCCUUUUAUUCAUCUGAAUACGCAGAUAUUAUUUGCUUAUAACAAUAUAUACAUUCUUUACAUAUGUAUUUAUAUACUCUAAAAUAUACAUUUCUACUAUUUCGUCUAUGCUCUUUAUAAUAUUUUUUAUUGUUUUUCGAACACUAAAUUACAUACAACUGUCUUAUAUUUACAUCAUUCUUUUCAGUUUGUAAACUUUAAAUGUCUGUUGACAUGAAGGGAUGUUUUUACCUUGAACAUAUUUGUUAUGUAAUCGCUAACAAAGACAUACAUGUAAUAUUGUUUCUGAUUUUGUUUAUUAACAAACGUUAUAUUUACACCCUUAAGGGUAUAAUGUAUAGCGGAAAUGAACUCAUUUUGUAUAAUAUUUCAAUAAAAAAUUAAACAUGAUCUAAGACAUUAAGCACUAGCUCUAAAUUCUGUGUUUUUGUGUACGUCAUUCUUUCUCUUAUUGUAAAUGUAGGGAUUUUUUCCACCUUCUAUGCUAAUUGCUCUGACUGUGUAGGUCACUGUCUACAAUUAUAUAUAUAUAUAGCGUAUUACUUUAGAUGUGUUGAAUAUGUAUUUCUUGAUAUGUUUAUAAUUAUAUGGUAAUAUUGUGUUUCAUAUGUAUUUAUAUAUGUAUCUGUUUCCAAUCUUGUAAUAAAACGCGUUGAAAAAAACAACAAAUAAAUAUGUUACUAAAACUAAAACAAAAAUAGAUUACGUAAUUUCUCAACAACCACAUAAUAUAUGAUUAUAGAACUUGGUUAACGAAUUGUGCGAAAUUUCUAGCUUAUAUAUGUAUGUCAAUAUGUUGUAAAACAUAGAUGAAAUCUUUUUAAAACAUAAGCUGCCGAACCCACUGAUGCCUAUGUUGACGGAAAAUGAUUUUCCAACUUGAAUAAUCUAGAGAGUUUCGCCGUGAACUAGUUACCUUGUCAGAAACCUUACAUUCGAAACCAAAUGGCAUGCUAUUUGUUUAAUAUGUGGUCAUAAUAAUUGUUGCGUGUAUGUGUUAAGUCAUCCAAAUAUUUAUAUCAGACGACAAUUGAUCAACAAAAGGUUAAAAAACGCUCAAACAUGAUCUGAAAUCAAAAGGAAAGACAUAAUAUACCUUUUCUUUUGCCCAUUACAUGUUUUGGUGAUCUCUUGAACGUAAAGCAUAUAGCAACUUUGUCAUGGUCUUUACACGUGUCUUGGAGUGAAAUUCAAUAAA